AUGGCAGUUGAAAAAUCUAAUGUGGCAGUCAUCUUUGGAGUCACUGGGCUUGUUGGGAAAGAGCUUCUCAGAAAGCUCCUCUCAAAAUCCAAGUGGAAGGUUUAUGGUAUAGCUCGAAACCCUGAUCAGAUCAACCCAAUUCAAAAUCCCAAUUACCAUUUCAUCUCAUGUGACCUUUUGAACCAUUUAGAAACCCUAAAGAACCUCUCUUUGUUACAAGACGUGACCCAUAUUUUUUGGGUUACAUGGGCUACCCAAUUCCCUUUGGAUACCCGAGAGUGCUGUGAGCAGAACAAGGCCAUGAUGUCCAAUGCCUUGAAUGCUAUUCUCCCAAUAGCAAAUUCAUUAAGGCAUGUCUCUCUCCAAACAGGGACUAAGCAUUAUGUGUCUCUCCAACCCCCUUUCAAUCAAAAACAAGUUUGUUACCAUGAUGAAGAUUGUCCAAGGGUGAGUACUUCAGGCUGCAAUUUUUACUAUGUCCUAGAGGACUUGCUCAGGGAGAGACUGGCAGUGGCGGUGGCUGGCAACGUGGCGUGGUCGGUUCACCGGCCUGGUUUGAUCAUGGGUAGUUCUCAGAGGACUUUGUACAACUUCAUGGGCAGUUUAUGUGUUUAUGGGACAAUUUGUAAGCAUCUGAAUCUCCCUUUUGUGUUUGGAGGGACGAGGGAGUGUUGGGAAGAGUUGUGCAUUGAUGGCUCAGAUGCUCGGUUAGUCGCUGAACAGCACAUUUGGGCAGCUACCAAUGAUCAAGUACAUUCCACUGAUGGCCAAGCAUUCAAUGCCAUCAAUGGACCGCGCUUCACUUGGAAGCAAAUCUGGCCACAGAUUGGAUUGAAGUUUGGAUUGGAAGUGCCUGACAACAUGUUCUCACCGGACUUUAUGUUUUCGACGGCAAUGAGUGAUAAGGGAGGGAUAUGGAAAGAGAUUGUAGAGGAGGAGGGACUUUUUCAAACAGAGAUGGAGGACUUGGCUAACUGGGGAUUUCUGGAUGUUCUGUUCAGAUGCCCUGUGAAAAUGUUGGGGACUCGAGAUAAAGCUGACCGGCUCGGUUUCACGGCAAGGUUUAGCACACUGGAUUCAAUUCUGUAUUGGAUUGAUGAGAUGAGAGAGGAGAAAAUAAUUCCUUGGAAGGAGAUUUGACUUUCAUGUGGAGGAGGAUGUGGAGCUCCACAAAGUGGCUUUCUUGCAAGAAUAAACUAGUGAGGAAGUUGUU
This is a messenger RNA of Cornus florida, 1213 nucleotides long. Its product is annotated as (S)-8-oxocitronellyl enol synthase CYC2. NCBI's taxonomy places the organism in Eukaryota, Viridiplantae, Streptophyta, Magnoliopsida, Cornales, Cornaceae. Bases 1 to 1140 code for a protein of 379 amino acids. The transcript has a single exon. The record is from RefSeq and is a predicted model, not a curated record.